Anneissia japonica is the source of this 510-nucleotide messenger RNA. Its product is annotated as translation initiation factor eIF-2B subunit gamma-like. Gene Ontology annotation, cellular component: eukaryotic translation initiation factor 2B complex; guanyl-nucleotide exchange factor complex. The record is from RefSeq and is a predicted model, not a curated record. Gene Ontology annotation, molecular function: guanyl-nucleotide exchange factor activity; translation initiation factor activity. The transcript is spliced from 3 exons. Lineage: Eukaryota; Metazoa; Echinodermata; Crinoidea; Comatulida; Comatulidae. The annotation marks the transcript as partial. Gene Ontology annotation, biological process: biosynthetic process; cytoplasmic translational initiation.
UUUUUACUGUCUUGCAGGUUUAUUGAAACGCUAUGGAAUUGCAAGCUGUAAUAUUAGCUGCAGGUCGGGGGUCACGGAUGACUGACCUCACAGCCAGCUUACCAAAAGCUUUGUUACCUGUUGCAAAUAAACCAAUGAUAUGGUAUCCAAUCAGCAUGCUGGAGAAGGCAGGAUUUGAUGAGGUGAUCAUAUUAACUUUGGAUAGUACAAAAGGUGCCAUCUAUCGGGCGUUAAAAUCUACACAAAUUCAAAUCAAAAUGGAUUUUGUCACAGUGUCUAGUGAGGAAGACUUGGGUACAGCAGACUCCCUCCGGAUCCUUAAUGAACAAUGCAAAAUUAAGACUGACAUCCUUGUAGUGAGCUGUGACCUAAUAACUGACAUUGCUCUUCAUAAACUUGUUGAUGUGCACCGGACGUAUGACUCUACCAUGACGGCCCUGAUGAUGGCACUACCAGAGCAGUCCUCUGAAUCUCUUACUAUCCCAGGAACGAAAUCCAAAAAGAAAUUAG